Messenger RNA from Dunckerocampus dactyliophorus (ringed pipefish), 9867 nucleotides. RefSeq names its product adaptor related protein complex 4 subunit epsilon 1 (gene ap4e1). The record is from RefSeq and is a predicted model, not a curated record. Gene Ontology annotation, molecular function: cargo adaptor activity. Gene Ontology annotation, biological process: intracellular protein transport; receptor-mediated endocytosis. The transcript is spliced from 23 exons. Bases 183 to 3554 code for a protein of 1123 amino acids. Gene Ontology annotation, cellular component: AP-4 adaptor complex; membrane coat. Lineage: Eukaryota; Metazoa; Chordata; Actinopteri; Syngnathiformes; Syngnathidae.
CCUGGGUGAAUCACAACAAUGGCUGCCUGGCGUGUUAGCAUUUUACCACUUGUGAUCUUUUACGCAUUUAGCAUUCAUUUUUUUUUGACUGUGUGUCACAGUGUCAGGCAUGCAUAGAGAAGUGAGUGAGGUUGUCGUGUAGAAAGCAAGAAACCUGCUGUGCCCGUUUUUUUGUGGUCAAAAUGAGCGACGUUGUGGAGAAAACGCUGACAGCUCUGCCGAGCCUCCUGUCGUUAGACUCUCAACCAGGAGCUGCAAAACUAUCUUCCACCUCCAAACUCGGAAGCUUCAUCAGAGGAAUCACGGAGCUGACGUCCAAGCAUGAAGAAGAGAAACUAAUUCAGCAGGAGCUGGCUGCUAUUAAAGAUCAAGCGUCCUCCCCAAACACAUCCAUGCGGCAGAUGAAGGAGCUCAUGGUGAGAGCCAUCUACUGUGAGAUGUUGGGUUAUGAGGCCUCCUUCUGCUACAUUCAUGCCAUCAAACUGGCUCAACAAGGCACUGCUUUGGAAAAGAGAGUUGGUUACCUAUCUGUGGCCUUGUUUCUGAACGAAAGUCAUGAGCUGCUGCUUCUUCUCGUAAAUACAGUCCUAAAGGAUCUGCAGAGCACAAACCUUAUUGAAGUGUGCAUGGCUCUUACUAUUGUCAGCCAAUUGUUCCCCAAAGAUAUGAUACCUGCAAUCCUCCCUUUGGUUGAAGAGAAGCUAACUCACCCAAAAGAAAUAAUUCGAAGAAAAGCAGUUCUGGCACUAUACAAAUUCUACCUAACCGCACCCAAUCAAGUUCAGCACAUCCAUAACAAGUUUCGCAAAGCUUUGUGUGACAAGGAUCCUGGUGUUAUGACAGCCUCUCUGCACAUCUACUUACAGAUGAUCAAGGAGAAUCCAGAAGGUUACAAGGACUUGACAGGGAGUUUUGUCACCAUACUCAAGCAGGUGGUGGCUGGAAAACUUCCAAUGGAUUAUAACUAUCAUAGUGUUCCUGCUCCCUGGCUUCAAAUCCAGCUUCUCAGAAUUCUGUCCUUAUUAGGAAAAAAUGACGAGAGUACAAGUGGGAUCAUGUACGAAGUUCUUGACGAGUCCUUACGAAGAGCAGAAAUGAACCAUAACAUCACUUAUGCAAUAUUGUACGAAUGUGUAAAAUGUGUUUACACAAUUCAUCCAAAGGCUGAACUAUUGGAAAAAGCUGCAAAAUGUAUUGGAAACUUUGUUCUGUCACCGAAGAUUAACUUGAAAUACAUUGGCUUGAAAGCGCUCACGUACGUGGUCCAGCAGGAUCCACAACUGGCCCUGCAGCAUCAGAUGACCAUCAUAGAAUGCCUGGAUCAUUCAGACCUCAUCAUCAAGCGUGAGACACUGGAGUUGCUCUUUAGAAUCACAAACGCCCAGAAUGUCACCGUUAUUGUGGAAAAGAUGCUGGAGUUCUUGCGUACCUGUCAAGAUGACUACACCACCAUGGACCUGGUUGGGAAGGUUGCAGAAGUGGCGGAAAAAUAUGCACCUAACGACAACAAGUGGUUUAUUGACACCAUGAACACUAUGUUCUCAUUGGGUGGAGACUUGAUGCAGCCUGAUAUCCCCAACAAUUUCCUUAAACUGCUGUCUGAAGGGUUUGACAGCGGGGAAGGGGACAGAAAGUUGAGGCGCUUUGCUGUGGAUUCUUACGUGUCUCUACUGCAGGGAGAGCCUGGCAAUCUGCCUCAGCGCUUCCUGCAAGUCAUCAGCUGGGUCCUUGGAGAAUAUUCUCAUUUGAGAACAGAUCUGGAACCAGCCACAAUCCUGAAUCUUCUGGCCAAGCUUUUGGAUUUAAAGCAUGCCAAUAGUGAAACAAAAAGCUGGGCCCUCAUGGCAAUGACCAAGGUCUGUGAGAGUGAAGCAGGUAUGGCAGUUCUUCAAGGAAUAUGUGAAAUGCACUGCAGCUCCAUGGACACCGUGCUGAGACAAAGGGCUCAGGAGCUGCAGAACCUCAGCCUGCAUGCUGAGCUGAGGGCUAAGGUGCUACCUCAAGAUAUUUCCAUGGAGCCUCUGGAGGUAGAUUCCUCUCUGUCAUUUCUGGAUGAAUUUGUGUCGGAAGCACUGGCUGCCGGUGCUGCUCCUUACAAAGCUCAUCAUCAACGUCAGGAAGAGCUUGCCCAGGAAAAAGUUUUAAGCCUGGAGCCCUACAGCCUGUCGUUACCUAUUGGCAUGUCUUCAUGCAGCUUUCCCGACAGACAAUCCCCCACCCUGCCAUCAGUGAGCUCUGGUCUGUCUGGUGACAGCACAGAUUUCUCGCAUAAAGCAAGUGCCACAACUCUAAAGCUCGAUAAAGUAAAACGAGUUUGGGGGAGGGAGGGCUACCUGGCCAAGAAGGAGCCUGCAGAGGAACCUGCUCUGAUUGAAGCACACAGUCCAGUCCAUUCAGCGGACCAGGUGGGUGAGUUCAGCAUCUCACAGAGCCAGACCUCGCCUCCAACUGUUGCUGCCAAACAAGAGAAGCAGCAGCUAGCGUCCUCACUGUUUGUCGGCCUGGGCUCCCAGACGUCUGAAUCCUUGAUGGGAAAGUCAGAGCUGACGCCCCAGAUGUUUAGGAGGAAGGACAAAGGUCAGGUCUCAUCCUUAGAAGUCGGCAAGCAAACACCCAACUCUGUCAUCCCUCCUCCCAACAGCGUGGACAACCUGCUGUGUAGCAUCCUGCUCGAUUCAAACACAGACCCAGAAACAUCUUUACCCGCACCCAAACAGAAUGGUAUUGCCCUUUUAGAGGGCGGGCAGCCUGAGAGCGACAUGAAGACACUCGAGACUAGUCCCACCAGGGAUAGCGGCCGAAUGGCUGCGGAGACUGAAGAACCAGUCAGAACUAAAGACAUAUGUCUCGCUUCCUACCUUCCUGCUGACUGCAUCGGAGCGACCCAUUCUGAAAUCACUCCUCUGUGUUCCAGCCAGUCUGUGGAUCUCUUUGCCUGCCAUGUGCACAAAGAAGACUGUUUGGUGCUUGUUGUUUUCAUUUCCAACUCCUCCGCCACUCGUGUGCGUUUACUUGCGCAGCUGGACUCAGAAGAAGUUGAGGUGUCCUGUAUCUGUGAGAGUCCAGUCGAGGAGGUGAGAAGCCACUAUGUAGAAGUCUGGCAAUAUUCCCUGACUGUCAAGCGGCCUUCAGUUCAUCUUGUCGUGUCAGGACUGGUUUCUUUCCACAUGGCUACUGGGACUCCCCACACAGCCAAGUUCUCAUACAAACUCCCUCUUAUCUCAUUCAUCAGACCUUUGACGCUGUCCACAGAAGAGUAUGGGACAAUGUGGCUGGCCUUCUCGCAUGAUACAAAGCAGAACCUGACGCUUAUCACAGGCGUCCAGGACCCUCUGAGGGCCACUCUGAACGUGCUGGAGAGGAAACUUCACCUUCAUGUGGUGGAGAUAAUAGGAAUGGAAGGAAUUGUCGCUUGCCAGCUCCUGCAGGAUCAGCCAUGUUUGAUGCACUGCAGAGUGCACGCUGGCACGCUUGCCGUGUGGCUACGCUCUACGGUCCCCGACCUGCCCGACUGCCUGCUCUACCACUGUCAGAGAGCGUUACAGGAACACUGAAGACUGGCACUGCUGAGCUGCAUUAGCUCAAAAAACAGUAGCGGAGAACAGAAAGAGAGUUGACGGAAGGCUGGUCUCUGCAUUACAGUGUUUAUGACAUGCAUCAUACACUGGGCCACCGUUUCUGAAGAGAAAACACAUGCUUAAGUUCUGGACCCAAAGAUUUAAAUCGUCAAAAUAACACAAAUGUCUUAAAAUUGUGACAGGGCUUAAUGAGGAUUUGAUCAUUUUGGAGACAAUAACAUUAACAAUUAAGGAUGUCUUAGUGUUGACGUUUUUAGUCUCAAGUUGAUCAAACUACCAAUGCUGACUACUUGAAAAGACAAAAAUCUGCUUGCAUCAGCUGGCUAACAGGAAAUGCUGAAAAUUUACUGUCGAUUAUUGUGUGUGUGUCAAAAAAUAUGUUGCAUUAUUUGAGGGAAUAUCCUACGCUAUCUCAUAGCAAUGCUGAUAUUUAUAAGUUUUAAUGCAGGGAGAAAGUGGGUUAAAAUGAAGUCACGAGACUGUUAAGUCUUAAUUGUGUCAAUGAAACCUCUCCAUUACAUCUCUACCGUCCAUUACUCAUGUGGCAAUCUAUGCACUCAUCUUUCUGGUUGUCAUUUUAUGGUGGAUUGUAGCUAAUAUAAUAUUUUUUGUAUUCAUGCAAUAUUGCAGAAACAUAUUUAUUGGCUUUAUAUUCUUAGUGAAAGUAUUUUAUAUUAGUUUCAUUUGAAUUAAAAACCAUGACAGUACUGUUAGUCAGAUGUAGGGGAAAGGACAUUUUCUUUUGUUGUGCUUAUCCUGAUAGGAAGUGUGAUAAAGCAAAACUUUAAACCUAUGCCUUAUGUUCUAAAGCCAAGGUGUUUGAUUUGUGCCUGUGGUACAGAGUUAAGUAAUAUGCUUGAUGCACUAUGAUUCUACUAACUUCAAUAAAUUCACCAUGUCAUUUAACAUGAUUGUGAUGGGUGCUUUCAGGCUGUCUACAUUUACACAGGGACUUAAUGUGUAUGACUUUUUAACUGUCAUUUCAAAUUUGGUCAUUUUCAGCUAAUAGAGUUGUUAAAAGUAAUCGUUAAAGAUUGAAAGGGGUGUAAAUUAAAGUCACCUCACAACGUGAGUUGUUUUUUUUUAUAUUAUAGGUUAUUUUUAUUCAUGUUAAUGCUCCCAUGAGAUCUGUUACAUGACAACUGGAAAUUUGUGUGUUACGUUAUAAUAACAGGAAAAUGAUUAGGAAGCCCUAACUUUGUGACAGAAAUAUAGUCCAGAGAUAUUUGAAUGGUGACAAACUUGAGGAAUUUUGUUUUAAAAAUUAUUUAUUUGUAAUAAAACAGUCAACAUGUGACUGAAGUGUAGACUUUCACCUCUUAGCAGUCAUACUUGCCCAUACAGUAACACCUCCACCAUGGUUGAACAUGAGCUGUUCAUCAUUUCCAUUGAGAUUCAAUCUCAAUUAUUUUCUGUCAUGCACCCCUAGGGGACAGAUAUGUCUUCAGCCCCCUUCUUCAGUUUUGUUCAUUUAUUGCACAGUACUGCACAUUUAUAAACUUAAAAAUGAACAAUUAAUACUUUGUAAAAUGUUAUUUAACUUUAUUAUUUUGAGUGUCAUGCAGGCCUAUCUUUUGGCUGUUUUGUACACUAGAUAUGACAGACUGGUGAAACUGUUGCAAGUUAAUAUUUAUUUCAGAGUGUGAUGAAAUGUUAACGCUGGUUACUUUGUUGAUUGAUUUAAGGCAACAUUUACCAUUACCCACACAGUGAUGCAAGUGUAGUGACAAUUAUUUACAGUGAUUAUGACAUCUGGACUUCAGCAAGGGGAGCCAAAUAAAACAAUAUGCAUUGAUUUGAAAGCUGCCUCCACUCUAACUGGUAGCUUGAGCCAAUGGUGUCAUGUUACAUAUGCAUGAUUGUUGUGUUCUAGGGAUAAAGUGCAUGGCCAGGUUACGCUCGUCCUCCACCGGCUGCUGAGACAGGUUGUUGGUCUGCCUGAUGCUGCUGAUGGUGUAGCCUUGGCGAGGACACACGGUGAAACGAGAUAGGAGCGUGGCCAGGAUGGCUUUCAUCAUCACCAUGGCGAUGUGCUUGCCCACGCAGGAGCGAGGCCCGCAACCGAACGGCUGGAAGAAACGUUUGGGAACCUGAGAAAGAAAGAGGAUGUCAAGGUUUCACCUAGAGCUGAUGAUAGCUUUUCGCAUGGUGAAAUCAACCACAGGAUGAAACCUUAGAGACUCAUUGAUGAAAACCUCCAUCACUUUCAAACGCGCGUAAUCAACAUUUUCAGCUCCACUUUCACCUGAAACAAGAAGAGUGAGGUGGGUCUGCUCUGUGGCUGGGUUCUGUUUCAGCAGCAUCAGCAUGAAGAAGAGGCUGAUGGAGAGAGUGUCUGGAGCUGCGAUCACCAUCUCCAGCACGCAUUGCCUCACAUUGUCGCCAGAGAGCUCCCCUUGGUUCUGUGCAAUGGUCAAGUCAGAGUGAGUCAAACAGUGGAUGAUGUACAGUAUCUCACAAAAGGGAGCAAGCGUUUAUUAUAUUUUCUCAGUGGACAAUACAAAGUAUACUGGAUAUAACUUCAGAAUAGUCACUGUACAGCUUGGAAAGCAGUGCUGUCCGAAAAACAUAGAAAUUAUUGUCUAAAUAGCUGGCAACAGAAAAGAGUGCACCUCACAGUGAACAUGUCCAAAAUAUCAAUAUACAGUCAAACCUGUCUAUAGCAGCCACUGAAGGGAAACGGCAAAAGUGGCCGCUAUAGACAGGUUGGCGGCCAUUUUGAAUUUGUGCGCACACAUAUUAACAUGUAUUCACAAAAAGACUGGAAUAAAACCAAGAGACAUAGGGGAAAACGCUCUGCUGACACAUAAACAGGUAGGUAAAUCUAUGUAACAGCUCCGGUGAGGAAACUAGUAAUAUCAACAACAAUGAACCAGCGCCGCACAUUCGACGGCACUGGCCUUUUAUCCGCCACAAAUGUUAAUUGACCGCAGCUGCGUGGCCACCAGGCAUGAAGCGGCUGCCUCUUCCUCCCCGAAGAAGGCACAGCCCGCCAAAUAAGAGCGCAGGACACGGGACGCUCACUCCUGUCCUGCAGAACGUCACAAAUUUCCAUCUUUGAUUUUUUUUUAAAACACGAUUUUAAAAGCAAGAAAUAAAAAUUGGAGUGAACGAGCCCGAAGAUAUAUGUACAGGAUACGCGUGAAGCAGUCAUGAAUGGGUGUGUGCGUGAACAAUUGAGUGCGGAGGAGGUGCGAAGAUCGUCGUAAACUAACAAUACCAUCGCUCCUUUCUUAUUGAAUGGGCUUCUAAUCUCUAAUUAGUCGGCAAUUAAGUGAGAUUUUAGAUGUUUUAUUCAGGUGUUUUGGCUAUUUUAGAAUCUAUUCAUGGCAUUGCAAAGUGGGAAGAUUACCGUUAUGGCCGUCAUUGAAUCUUUUCAGGGCGGCAUUGCAAAGUAAGAAGACGGCUUUUUUAUGUCAAACUAGGACUCAGUAAUUAAAGUCUACACACGACGGUUUCAUUGCUUAAAAAACAAAACUUUUUAGUGCAUAAAGCUUCUGCUUGAGUCGGCAUUUUGGCCGCUAAAUGCGGUCAGAUAUUGACCAAGGGAUACAAAAUGGGUGGCCGCGUUAGACAGGUGACCGCUAUACACAGGGCCUAUAACACGCAAAUUUUCUGCGGGGGAUUUUGCAGUGGCCACUAUAGGCAGGUGGCCGUUCUAUACAGGUGGCCGCUAAGACAGGUUUGACUGUAUAGAGUUAGCACCGUUGUUAUCUAGCACUGCGUUAAUCCUCUUACACAUGGAAUUCACCAGAGCUGCACAGGAAUCCUCCACACUUCCAUGAUGACAUGACUGGUGAAGCUGGUAGAUGUUAGACACCUUGCGCUGCUCCACCUUCCUUACACUUGAGGUGCAGGUGCUCAGUUGUGUUCAAGUCUGGAGAUACUUGACCACUCCAUGAGCUUCAGCGUCCUCAUCAAGGUGUGUGUUGAGUCAUUUUCAGUCGAGAGUAAAUUUAUACUCUUAUACAAGCUGCACACUGACUACUCUAAAGUAUGUCUGAAUUUUAUUUCCAUAGUAUUGUCCCUUGACAAGAUACACCGUCAUAAAAAUGGUUGCUAAAAUGUGAGGGGUAUACUCCCUUUUGUGUACAUAUUGAACAAAAAUAAAACGGACAAUUCUGAGGACGUCACCUGGGCAAAGAUGAGCUCAGUUGCAAAGUCGAGCUCAUCAUCCAGCUUCUCUGUUUCUUUAAGAGUGUUUCUUUUUAGUUCAAGGAGCGUCUCCAUUGCAUCUUGUAGCUCCUGGCUGAUGGAGAUGAAGCAAAGCAAUAAUCAGGUAUACGGAGACAGUUGAACAGUUGCACGCUGCUACAAAUAUGACAUUUUUACUGUGUGCUACAAUCUCACGCUGCUAUUUUAUGUUUGUCGUAAAGCCAACCAAUUUUGAAGAAUAUAUUGGGCUUAAUCAGAACUGCUUGCCACGUCUCAAAAUAGUUUUGGAUUUUCCCCAGCAAGUCCUUCUCUGCAAUACAAGACAUAACGGUUUUAUUUUGGCGGUGUGAGUAUUACAUUACUGCAAAUAUGUACUGUGUGUGCGCAUCUGACCAUUGAGAGGCACUCUGAGAAAUAGUUUGUUGGAGAUAUCCACCACUAUGGCUCUCAGCAAAUUGAGAGCGUCCACACGUCCGGACGGAUCCGUCAUGUCUUGGAGGUUAUCCAGAUGUUCUGAUGUGGAGCUCAUGCAGAUAGACACUGUCUUCUUCAGACCGGGUCCUGUCAGGGCUGCCAAUAUGUAAACAGAAGACAUGAAGGCCGAAACAUUUGCAAAGUGUUUGAACAUCGAAUUGGAUUUCCUCAGUUUAUGCUUAAUUUUAUAUGUAUAAGGUAUGAAAAGGGAAUUUCCAAUAACAAUAGUAAAAAAAAAAAAAAACAACAUUCUAGAUCAGAUUAGAUACCAUUGCAGCUUCUGACUGGGCAUACACAUACUACAAUUCAAAUACAGUAAAUAUGUGUACAAAUAAUAGCUCACCUUUGGAGAAAUAAGUCCUCAUUUUUUUCCAGAGUGCCACAUCACUGUUAAAAAUGAGCCCUCUCCCUUCCAUCCCAAUACACUCCAGACCCUUUUUGUUCCCAAAUCGGGCUACGUAGUGGGCGCUCCUCAGAACAUGAUAGACUGCAGAAGACCUGCAAGAGAAGCCCCGCUUGGACUUGUCUUAUUCCAGAACCAUUGCCCUGUUCUAAACACAUUCCCAAAAUGUGUAACUUGCCUGCUUAUAAUGAGAGUCUCCUCACCGUCGAUCCACACUCUCACAAUGCUGCCAUAUUUGUUGUUGUAGUAGUUGCUUGCUGUUCCUAUGCCUGUCCAGAUAAACCUGGCAUAGGAGACAAUUGGGCCGAGUCCCGCUAGGAAGGACGGACCUGGAAGAAGAUAAUAACUUUCUCAUCAUGUACUAUUUGGACUUAUGGCCAUUACACCUACAAGAAGUAAACGUGGGGGAAAUUAUGGAGUUUUUGCAGUUACUAGAGCUUCCUCUCCUUUGGGAAGAUUUUGGAGUCUGUUUUCAUCCAGAAGUACAUUGAUGAGGUCAGGGGUCACUGAGAGAGGGCCUGCUGAUUCAUAAUCUUUGUUCUAGUUCAACCCAAAUAUGAUGGAGUUCUUCCACACCAAACUAAGCAUACACUUUUUUUGUGAGUUGCGAGCUUGAAAGGGCCUUCCUCAAACUGUUCCUACAAAUUUGGAUGCACAGAAUUGUCCAAAAUAACUAUAAGAUGAAGAAUUCAAAUUAAGGGGGGAGCUAAGGGAUCUAGUGAUGUGUCCAAACCAAAGACCUUUGUCCAUGUGGUGUAUGUACAAGUUACAAUACCUGGUAUGUGUGACAAGUGUGUUCGCUCCCAGGUGGUGAAGAGUAGCAACAGCAGAAGAAGUAGCAGUAAAGCAACACCGUCCGACACCACGUCAGUUACAGUGUGGCCCAUGCUGAGUGCCUCCAGCAGCAACAUGGCCUACACACACACACACACACACACUUUAGGCGCUUCACUGUGUUUACUUAAUCUACUAGUAGCAUUUAAAAAAAUAAUAAUGCUUACUUGUGAUUGAUCCUGUCAAAUGAAACAUUGUUUGUUAUUGUGGUUUUAAUCAGGUUGGAGUGGUGUAAAACUGCACUACAUCUGUUUCUAAUAUUUUGCCCCUUUUAAAUAUAGCUAAAAAAAAAGUAACCACAUUAUUAGAAAUACCUAAAGGCAUCAUUUUUGAUACAGCUCUUUAUGAAAUCGUCAUAGUAUGCAAGCAUAAUGUACCUGAUACUUUGGCAAUAGUGUAUUGUCCAUAAGUGUAAAAAACAUC